This is a messenger RNA of Drosophila subpulchrella, 255 nucleotides long. RefSeq names its product lipopolysaccharide-induced tumor necrosis factor-alpha factor homolog. Lineage: Eukaryota; Metazoa; Arthropoda; Insecta; Diptera; Drosophilidae. The transcript has 3 exons. The record is from RefSeq and is a predicted model, not a curated record. The coding region runs from base 1 to 255 and encodes 84 amino acids. Gene Ontology annotation, molecular function: zinc ion binding.
AUGGAUAAGAAUAAUCAGGCACUCCCAAAUGUGUUGGGAAAAAAUCCAUCCAUGGCCACGUGCCCGAGAUGCGGAGUCCGCAGGCAAACGGUGGUCGAUUAUGAGGCAAGUACCAAGACUCAUUUGGUGGCCCUCCUUAUCUGCUUGGUGGGGGGCAUCUGCUGCUGCUGCAUUCCUUACUGCAAAAACUCCUGCAAGACGGCCAAGCACUCCUGCAGUAGCUGCGGAGCCUACGUGGGAACACACAAGAACUAG